AUGAAUACCCUGUGUUCAAUCAUCGUGUCAGGUCUCCUUUUUUAUGUUCCACUUUUCAUCGCGAAGAAGCUCAAGCUCUUCUCAAAGUCACCUCUCGAUGUCAUACCAGGGCCUCCGGCCAAAUCGUGGCUUAAAGGACAUCUCGGGCUCAUGUACAGACGCGACGCCGAACCGUGGCGUGAGUCACUCUACGAGAGAUAUGGCUCAGUUGUCAGAUUCCUGGGUCUAUUCGGCGAACCUCGACUCUUCAUUUUUGACCCAGUUGCCCUUCAUACGGUUUUGAUAAAAGAGCACCACAUCUUCGAGGAGCCUGAUACCCAUCUCUUGUCCAACGAUCUCAUGUUCGGCCCGGGUCUCGUCUCCGUUGCGGGCGAUCAACACAAGCGUCAGAGGAAGAUCCUGAACCCGGCCUUCUCCCCCGCUCAUCUCCGCUCCACUCUCCCAAUCAUGUACAGCGUCACGUACCGGUUCCGGGAUGCGAUGUUGGCGCGCAUCAAAGGCGACCAUUGGACGGAGAUCGAUAUGCUGGGGUGGCUGGGUCGCACGGCGCUCGAGCUCGUGGGCCAGGCCGGGCUCGGCCGCUCGCUCGAUUCCCUAGAAGGAGACCACGCCAGUGCCUACGGAGAGGCAGUAAAGGGCCUCAUUCCUGCUCUGAGCCAUUUCGCACUCUGGCGACGCCUUCUUCCUGUGCUCAUCAAACUCGGCCCCGCAGCCUUCCGCCGUUGGAUUGUCGACCACAUACCUUCAAAGCACGCACAAAAGCUCCGCGAUGUCAUCCACGUACUAAACACCCAGGCUCGACAACUAGUCGCAGAGAAGAUGGAUGUGCUGCGCGGUGACCAACCAGUCGACUCAUUUGAUGACAUCGGUGACGGGAAGGACAUCAUGAGCCGCCUCGUUUCGGCGAACAUGGGAGCCUCUGCGGGAGAGGCUCUCACUGAGGAAGAAAUCGUCGGGCAGAUCUCAACACUGGUGUUCGCUGCGACAGACACUACCUCGAGUGCGCUUUCUCGUAUCUUGUACUUGCUUGCGCGAAACCCGGACGUCCAGACCAAACUCCGCGCUGAGAUCGUGGAAGCCCGCCGCGAUGGUAAAGACCUCAACUUCGACGACCUCUUCGAGCUCCCGUACCUCGAAGCCGUCUGCCGGGAGACCCUCCGACUUUACGCUCCCGUUUCGUCCAUAUCCAAAGUCGCCCGCGAAGACACCGUCCUCCCUCUGCGCGCGCCCAUCGUAACGCGCGAUCAUCGGGAGCUCCACAGCGUGCCCGUGCCCAAGGGCACGACCGUCGUCGUCGGCAUCGCCGCGCUCAACCGCGACAAGACGCUCUGGGGCCCCGACGCGCUCGAGUGGAAGCCGGAGCGCUGGCUCGCCCCGCUGCCCGACUCCAUCGUCGGCGCGCGGGUCCCCGGAGUAUACUCCAAUAUGUUGACGUUCCUCGGGGGCGGACGCGCGUGCAUCGGCUUCAAGUUCUCCCAGUGCGAAAUGAAGGUCGUUCUCUCCAUUCUCCUCGAGUCUUUUGCCUUUGAGUUGCCCGACGUCCCGAUUACCUGGAACUCGGCCAGCGUGCACUACCCCUCCGUUGGCGAGAGCACAAAGGCGGAGAUGCCGAUGAAGGUCAAGCGGCUGUGA
This is a messenger RNA of Epithele typhae, 1632 nucleotides long. Its product is annotated as cytochrome P450. The transcript has 14 exons. Bases 1 to 1632 code for a protein of 543 amino acids. Lineage: Eukaryota; Fungi; Basidiomycota; Agaricomycetes; Polyporales; Epitheliaceae. Gene Ontology annotation, molecular function: heme binding; monooxygenase activity; oxidoreductase activity, acting on paired donors, with incorporation or reduction of molecular oxygen. The record is from RefSeq and is a predicted model, not a curated record.